This is a messenger RNA of Phyllostomus discolor (pale spear-nosed bat), 1230 nucleotides long. RefSeq names its product olfactory receptor 52E8-like. Gene Ontology annotation, biological process: G protein-coupled receptor signaling pathway. NCBI's taxonomy places the organism in Eukaryota, Metazoa, Chordata, Mammalia, Chiroptera, Phyllostomidae. The transcript has a single exon. The record is from RefSeq and is a predicted model, not a curated record. Bases 7 to 948 code for a protein of 313 amino acids. Gene Ontology annotation, molecular function: G protein-coupled receptor activity; olfactory receptor activity. Gene Ontology annotation, cellular component: membrane.
GAAAGAAUGUCUAUCCCUAAUGACACCCAGCUCCAUCCUUCUUCAUUCCUUUUGCUGGGCAUCCCAGGGCUAGAAGAUGUGCAUGUUUGGAUUGGAUUCCCCUUUCUAUUCCUGUAUCUUGUUGCACUCCUGGGGAAUGCUGCUGUCCUGUUUGUGAUCCAGACUGAGCAUAGUCUCCAUGAGCCCAUGUACUACUUCCUGGCCAUGUUGGACUCCAUUGACUUGGGGCUGUCCACAGCCACCAUCCCCAAAAUGCUGGGUAUCUUCUGGUUCAGCCUCAGGAAGAUCUCUUUUGAAAGCUGUCUUUCCCAGAUGUUCUUCAUCCACUUCUUUACUGUUAUGGAGAGCAUUGUGUUGGUGGCCAUGGCAUUUGACCGCUACAUUGCCAUUUGUAAACCCCUUCGCUAUACCAUGAUACUCACCAGCAAAGUCAUUAGCAUUAUUGCAGGCUUUGCUAUUCUGCGGAGCCUGUGCAUGGUGGCCCCACUGGUGUUUCUUCUACUGAGGCUGCCCUUCUGUGGGCAUCACAUCAUCCCUCAUACCUACUGUGAGCACAUGGGCAUUGCCCGUCUGGCCUGUGAUAGCAUUAAAGUGAAUAUAUUGUUUGGCCUUGGCAACAUUUCUCUUUUAUUAUUGGAUGUGCUCCUAAUUAUUCUCUCCUAUGCCAGGAUCCUUUAUGCAGUCUUUUGCCUGCCUUCUUGGGAGGCUCGGUUCAAAGCCCUCAACACCUGUGGCUCACACAUUGGUGUUAUCUUAGCAUUUUUUGUACCUGCCUUUUUUUCUUUCUUGACACAUCGCUUUGGCCACACUAUCCCCCGAUAUGCCCACAUUGUCUUGGCAAAUCUAUAUGUGGUAGUUCCACCAGCCCUCAAUCCUGUAAUCUAUGGGGUAAGGACCAAGCAGAUUAGAGAGAGAGUUAUGAGGAUUUUCCUCAAGACAGAUAGCUAAGCAGUCAGAGAUCUUGGAAGUUCUAAAUAGAACUCUUGUUUCCUGCCCUGUAAAAAGUACAUUGCUUAUGACUAACCAAGUAGAAAAGAAGGAAGACAAAGAAAAAUAUUGAGACCAAUAACAUUAAUUAUCUUUGAGUUGCAGGUUUUAUUAUCUAAAGUUAAUAAUAUGUACAUUAAUGAUAAUAUUGGAUUGAGACAUUCUGUACCUUCAUCCUAAAAGAUGGAUUUAGACCAUUACUUUAAACCAUAGAGAAGAUUAACGUACAAUUGAUCAAAGGAU